This is a messenger RNA of Triplophysa dalaica, 823 nucleotides long. RefSeq names its product reprimo, TP53 dependent G2 arrest mediator homolog 3 (gene rprm3). Bases 206 to 517 code for a protein of 103 amino acids. The record is from RefSeq and is a predicted model, not a curated record. Lineage: Eukaryota; Metazoa; Chordata; Actinopteri; Cypriniformes; Nemacheilidae. The transcript has a single exon.
GUGCGCUUUUCAGGACAUCACUGAGACAGCUACACAGAUGCCUAAAUGUGCUCUACUGUGUAUCACACACGUUAUCCACAUUGUCUGGCAACGCUUUAAAUACUUUUUAUGAUUCACCUUAAGAAUUAAAUUCGUGGAUACGCACAAGUACCUUGGCAAACCCAGGACCCUCUGGAAGUUCAUCGACAAGCUAAACAAUCGCAAAAUGAGCAUUUCGCACGGAUUACUAAAUCGGACGCUCUCUACGGUCAAGCAUACCUUGGAAAGCGUCCGAGGAUGCUGCAACUUCUCGGUGAUCACCGGCGACGGCCUCGGCGCGCCGAUCCAGGACGAGCGCGAACAGUUCAUCAUGCGUCUCGUGCAGAUAGCGGUUCUCUGCGUGCUGUCGCUCACUGUCGUCUUCGGCAUCUUCUUCCUCGGCUGCAAUCUGCUCAUUAAAUCGGAGAGUAUGAUAAACCUGCUGGUGGAGGACCGCCGACCUUCAAAAGAUGCGGAAAUUAUGAUGAUUGCUGCAUAACACUGAUGCCAUAUAUCUUCAGUUUGAUAUCCAUUAUGCGCCCUGGACCAGAGCAAACAAACGCUUUGGACGUUUUCGACUCUUAAGCUUUCAAAAAAUUGCAUGAGAGAAAGAUGCAAAAUAUACACAUUGCAAAAUGUUUUGGAAUGCUGGAUGGACGUAAAAUGUGAAAUAUUAAAGAAUUAGUUGAUAUUUUUGACUGAUAAAGAGAAUAUCUUGAUUUCAUAUAUGAUUUACAUUCAUGCUUAAAAACUAUUAUUUGUUUAAACCUGCGUGCAAAAUUGAUUAAACUAUGUUCAAAACUAU